Aspergillus steynii IBT 23096 is the source of this 1296-nucleotide messenger RNA. Its product is annotated as cytochrome P450. The transcript has 5 exons. The coding region runs from base 1 to 1296 and encodes 431 amino acids. Gene Ontology annotation, molecular function: monooxygenase activity; iron ion binding; oxidoreductase activity, acting on paired donors, with incorporation or reduction of molecular oxygen. NCBI's taxonomy places the organism in Eukaryota, Fungi, Ascomycota, Eurotiomycetes, Eurotiales, Aspergillaceae. The record is from RefSeq and is a predicted model, not a curated record.
AUGUGGCUGGUUUCUGAAUCGCUGGCUCUGGUCGUGCUUGUCGCCGUGACGGCGCCACUGCUGAGGCCGCAUGGCAUAGCCGGCUCAUCAAUUCCCCUGGUCAAUUCGCGGCAGCCAUUCGAGCUGGGAUACACCAAGGCCCGACAGCGAUGUCUGGCUGACAUGUCGGGUUUCAUCACGAAGGGUCUCGGCAAGGCAAAAAUCCGAAACAGCUCGGCCCUCAGCGUCGGCCGCUUCAUGGCGGAGCGUCUCCAUGCCCAUCUCGCGGGAUUUGAACCCUGGCGUCAGGUCUCCGCGCCGGAUCGACUCUUUCCGGAGACCAUUCGCACCAGGCUGAUGCAGCCUCUCGACACGAGAUCCGGCAAGCGUGACGGGAUGAUAGAAUGGCACCGGGUGGUGCUGAAGCCCAGCGCCUUGGCCAUCGUGUACUCGAUUGACUCGUUCGUUGCCGCCGACGAGCUGCACCGCUGGCCGAAAGUGUUCCGCCCCGUGAUCGCUUGGAUAUCGCCGAGCUGUCGCAAGAUCCGGGGUCAGCUGCGCGAGGCCCGGGCCCUCAUGGAGCCGAUCCUUCGACAGCGAAGCGUGCGCCGAGAGACUGGCGUCCCGGCGCCUCACGAUGAUGCCCUAGAAUGGAUGGAGGAAUGCGCUCGGGGCCGCCCCUACGACCCUGCUGUCAUGGCACAGAUCGGCAUGGCGACGGUCAGUCUGCACUCCACCGCAGAUAUGCUGACCCAGGUGCUGUAUGAUCUCUGCGGACGCGACGAUCUGAUUCUUGCCUUGCGAGACGAGGUCCGCUCGGUCGUCGAACAGAAAGGGCUGACGGUCUCGGCCUUGCAUGAUCUUCAGCUCAUGGACAGCACCCUGAAGGAGUCUCAGCGUCUGAAACCCGGUAAUGCAACGGAUCUCCACCGAACCGACGCGAUCGUUCUGUCCGAUGGAACACGCAUCCCGAGGGAUUCAUACAUCAUCGUGUCGGCGGACCGCAGAUUCAACCCCGACGUGUAUCCCAACCCCGCCACGUUUGAUGCCUACCGAUCGAUGAAGUUACGUCAAACGGCGGGAAAGGAGACGCAUGCGCAGGUCAACACGCCGUCGCCCGAACACCUCGCCUGGGGACUCGGGAAGCAUGCGUGCCCCGGGAGGAACCUCGUGGUGACGGAGAUCAAGAUCGCCCUGUGCCACAUCCUGUUAAAGUAUGACAUCAAAUUGAUGGAUAAUGUGCGUCCACCGCCGGUGAAAAACGGCAUUGCCAUGAGCGCGAACUCGACUGCGGCCAUCCUAGUCCGACGGCGCUAG